GAGCAAUGUCCACCGCACCGACCCUCAAGCCUUUCAACCUUGCCCUCAUUCAACUUGGUGGAGUCACACCCGAUAAGUCUGUGAACCUCAAACAUGCUCGGGACAUGAUCCUCAAGGCAGCUCAGGGAGAGGGUGCUGGAGACGCCCUCAAGCCUUCAUACUCUGGAUCCUUGAAGCCGGACCUCGUUGUUCUGCCUGAAUGCUUCAACUCGCCGUACGGGCAUGUGCACUUUCCGGAGUAUGCGGAGACCAUAGGCUUCAACUCUGCGGAAACGUUCGAUGUCUCCAAGACCCAGUGCGAGUCAGUCAAAAUGCUCUCAGAAACUGCCAAAGAAGCUGGUGUCUGGAUUAUCGGCGGCUCGAUACCUGAGCGCGAUGCCACAGAUAAUAAGAUAUAUAAUACUUCGACAGUUUACUCACCCGAAGGUAAGCUUGUGGCUAUUCAUCGGAAGGUCCAUCUCUUCGACAUCAACAUUCCCGGCAAGAUCACCUUCAAGGAAAGCGAAACACUAACUGGUGGAACGACUAUGAACUGGUUUGACACUGAUUUCGCUCGGAUUGGGCUCGGUAUCUGCUACGACGUUCGCUUCCCGGAACUGGCCAUGAUUGCUGCCCGUAACGGCUGUCAAGUGUUGAUCUAUCCCGGAGCCUUCAAUCUUACUACCGGGCCUCUGCACUGGGAACUCCUCCAACGUGCUCGCGCUGUCGACAAUCAAGUCUACUUUGGAAUGUGCAGUCCAGCAAGGGACUUAACCGCCGCAUACCAUGCUUGGGGACAUUCUAUGGUGAUAGAUCCUAUGGCUCAGAAACUCUGCGAAGCCGCCGAAGGUGAAACCAUCGUUUACGCUCACAUCGACCCGAAGCCGUUCGAGGCCGCAAGAGCGGGAAUUCCAGUCACGGUGCAGCGGAGGUUCGAUGUGUAUCCCGAUGUGUCCAAGGGUGCAUAGACAACGGGGACGGUCGUAUCUGUAUUUGUGCGUAUAUAGAAAGUGUAGUGAAAAUGUACAGGACCAAGGCAAUGAACGGAAGAUUU
Stereum hirsutum FP-91666 SS1 is the source of this 1033-nucleotide messenger RNA. RefSeq names its product carbon-nitrogen hydrolase. The record is from RefSeq and is a predicted model, not a curated record. The transcript has 11 exons. Gene Ontology annotation, biological process: L-glutamine metabolic process; oxaloacetate metabolic process. Gene Ontology annotation, cellular component: mitochondrion. Lineage: Eukaryota; Fungi; Basidiomycota; Agaricomycetes; Russulales; Stereaceae. Gene Ontology annotation, molecular function: omega-amidase activity. The coding region runs from base 6 to 947 and encodes 313 amino acids.